AUGUCUAUGAUCACGGCGGCCCAGUGGGUUCCGCGCGGAGUCGCGGCACCCUUCCCCGCGAAGUACAAUUUUGACGAGGCCGAAUUCGAGAGGAUAGCGGAGUUGGCCAAGCUCCAGCUCGACGAUGCGAAUGAAGACCUCGAGGAGGCUCAAAAUGCUGAAGACGAGGUAGAGACAUCACAGAAUGGUUCGGGUGAAGCGGAGGGAAAGAAGAAGAAGAAACCCAAGAAGGAGGAGAUGCAAGAUGACCUUGCGCUAGAUGACGACCUCAAAGAAUACGAUCUCGAGAACUACGACAACGAUGACGAAGAGGGCGCCCCGUCGGGCCAGCCCCUCGCCAUGUUUGGGAACAUUAAAUCACUUACAUACUACGAGUCCAACAAAGAUGACCCUUAUAUCCAGCUACCAGAGAAUGAGGAGGAGGACGAGGAUAGGGAGGACCUCCAGAUCUUGGCGACGGAUAAUCUUUUACUCGCGGCCAAGGUCGAAGAUGAUCUCGCUCAUCUCGUAGUACACGUCUACGAAGAUAACGAAAGCAACCUAUACGUGCAUCACGACAUCAUGCUCCCCGCGAUCCCGCUGUGUGUAGAGUGGCUCGAUAUCCCCGUGCAAAAGGAGGGCGUCGACAAGGAAUCGAGGGCCAAUUUCGUCGCCAUAGGUACAAUGGAUCCUGACAUCGAGAUUUGGGAUCUCGACACCAUCGACAGCAUUUACCCCAACGCGGUCCUUGGCCAAGGCGCGAAUGCCGAAGGUGUGAAGGAGAAGAAAAAGAAGAAGAAAAAGUCGAAAAAGGCCAACGACGAGUACCAUGUCGACGCCGUCCUCUCUCUGGCUGCUAACAGGAAGCACCGCAACCUACUAGCCUCCGCAUCGGCCGACAAGACCAUCAAGCUCUGGGAUCUCCACACGACAAAGUGCGCCAAGUCUUACUCUUACCACACGGAUAAGGUGUGCUCAGUAGCAUGGCACCCGGUCGAGUCGACGGUGCUACUCAGCGGAAGCUAUGACAGGACUGUUGUCGCGGCCGAUAUGAGGGCGCCAGAUGCUCAAGUGCCCCGGUGGGGAGUGGAGAGCGACGUAGAGAACGUACGGUGGGAUCCUCAUAACCAAAACAACUUCUUCGUCUCAACGGAGAACGGCAUGAUUCACUACCACGAUAUCCGGAAUGCGCCGGCGAACCCCACAGCGACAAAGCCUGUUUGGACACUUCAGGCGCACGACGAGUCAGUUUCGGCCUUUGACAUCAACAGCGUAAUUCCAGGGUUCAUGGCCACAGGAUCGUCCGACAAGACGGUCAAGAUUUGGAACAUCCAACCCACGGGACCGAGCAUGGUGGUGUCGAGGAACCUGGACGUCGGGAAAGUGUUUUCCGCGACGUUUGCACCUGAUCCCGAGGUGGCGUUCAGGCUUGCGGUGGCUGGUAGUCGCGGUACUAUACACGUAUGGGACACGAGCACGAAUGCGGCUGUAAGGAAAGCCUUUGCUGGCAGGGUUCCGGAUGUGCCGGUUGGCGAGGAGGAUAGACUUGUCGGUGUGGAGGAGGAGAGCAGCGAAUCAAGUGAGGGAGAGGAUGAGGAGGGCGAUUAUGAUGACGACGAUGACGAUGACGCUGUUAGCGGUGAUGCUAUGGAUGAAGACUAG
Scedosporium apiospermum is the source of this 1641-nucleotide messenger RNA. Its product is annotated as putative WD repeat-containing protein C17D11.16. Bases 1 to 1641 code for a protein of 546 amino acids. NCBI's taxonomy places the organism in Eukaryota, Fungi, Ascomycota, Sordariomycetes, Microascales, Microascaceae. Gene Ontology annotation, biological process: rRNA processing. The transcript is spliced from 2 exons. The record is from RefSeq and is a predicted model, not a curated record. Gene Ontology annotation, cellular component: nucleus. Gene Ontology annotation, molecular function: protein binding.